Messenger RNA from Maylandia zebra (zebra mbuna), 2449 nucleotides. RefSeq names its product translocase of outer mitochondrial membrane 34 (gene tomm34). Gene Ontology annotation, molecular function: heat shock protein binding. The record is from RefSeq and is a predicted model, not a curated record. NCBI's taxonomy places the organism in Eukaryota, Metazoa, Chordata, Actinopteri, Cichliformes, Cichlidae. Gene Ontology annotation, cellular component: cytosol; mitochondrion.
CCGAUAUCGCAAACUGAGAAGUUACUAGAGACUGCCGGCAAGUUCCAUAUACCUCCCCCUGUACUAAACUCUACCCAGGCAGAGUGUGGGUCUCAGCCACCGGGACAACAUACAUGCACUGAGUAAUGCCAUUAUUAGCAACGUUCAUAAGGGCAACAGAUAGUUUGUGAAGAGGGGAACUUCCUCGUUGUGAUCUCUUAGACUGAGCAGCCGGUAGGAGCCAGCAAGAAGACAUGCCACCAAAACAGAAGUCCAAGUCCUGGGCUGAGCUGAAACAAGCUGGCAAUGAAUGUUUCAAGACAGGCCAAUAUGGCGAAGCCACAAAUCUCUACAGCCAGGCAAUCAAAGCGCUGGAGAAGAACAGUAAAAGGAAUCCAGAGGAUUUGUCCAUUUUGUAUUCAAACCGUGCAGCCAGCUACCUGAAGGAUGGCAACUGUGGGGAAUGUGUGAAAGACUGCAAUAUGUCUCUGGAGUUAUCCCAGUUCAAUGUGAAGUCUCUGCUUCGUCGUGCUGCUGCCUCCGAAGCUCUGGAGCGUUAUAGGCAAGCUUACGUAGACUACAAAACUGCUCUACAGAUUGACUGCAACAUAGCAGCAGCUCACGAUGGCACCAACAGGAUGACAAAGGCACUCACAGAGACAGACGGUCCGUCAUGGAGAGAAAAGCUUCCUCCCAUUCCCACAGUUCCUCUGUCUGUGAAGGAAAAACUUGCCCAAAAGUCUGCAGGCAAUGUCACCCAACAAAGUCCAACACCUCAGCAGAAUGGCACAACGCAAACAAAAAAACCUGCUCCCAGUGAUAAAGAGAUAAAGAAAGCUCAGGCCUUAAAAGAAGAAGGCAAUGCCCUGGUGAAGAAAGGAGAGCACAAGAAGGCCAUAGAGAAGUACAGCCAGAGCCUCAAACACAACCCUACAGAAGUCACCACCUACACCAACCGGGCGCUGUGCUACCUGUCAGUGAAGCAGUACAGAGACGCCAUCAGAGACUGUGACGAGGCGCUGGUGAUUGACAGCAACAAUGUCAAGGCUCUCUACAGGAGGGCUCAGGCUCACAAGGAACUCAAGGACGUCAGAGCCUGCGUGGACGAUCUGAACACUCUGCUGAAAGUGGAACCAAAGAACUCGGCCGCCUUGAAGCUCCUGCAGGAAGUGCAGAAGAAGAAAUGAGGACAGGUCAGGGACUAGAGGCAGCAGUAAGGAUGUGUCACUGCUCUGAGUGCAAGAAGCCAAAGUCAUCUUUUUUUAUAAGAAUCAGUUGGUGGAAAAUAGCAGAACAGUGACAUGAUUCUACUGUCUGUGAGUCCAAGACCAGGCCCGUGUUUCCCAAAACUCCUUCACUGAAUUCCUGUUUGAUGUGUUUACUCUCACUUGAACAGACAUGAAGUUGGUCUCAAGGUGCUUGUAGAAAACCACAUCAGCUCUGGAUACUUAGAAAUGAUGUUGGAAUAGGAAUGAAGCAGCCUUGGAAAUAUUUCUUUUACCACUUUUAGCUUGUCAGUUUCCAAUCAUCCAGUAUUUAUGGUUAUUUAUUUUACUCACACACCUCAACCUGGUUCUGAGAAUAAACGUUUACCAUCGUCAUUUGUAAAACUUGAGCAGGCAGUCAGCUAUCGUGACGCUCCUGCUGGGUGCCAGAACUUAAAUUUGAUGUUAAUGUAUGUUUUGACAAAUAAAUUUACCUCAAGGGUAUGCACCUAAGGACUUUUCCAAGACAAAAAACUAUGAUCAUAUUCAAACCCUGUGAAACAGGUCAGUCAACAAGUUUACUUUGCUGAUGCAAAAUCUGAGAUGCAGCUGAAUUCUCCAAAAAAUAAGCCAAGUUGAAUCAGACAUGACAUAGAAAUCUGAGAGACUACAGGAAUAGCAAAGAGGGUGGCUCUGUGGGUAGGGUUGGCGCUUACUAUCGGAGCUUGAGUGUCAUGGUACCACUACAUGGCCAUAAAUGGCAUGAGGAAGGCAAAAAAAUGCCUUCAUAUUAGCAGGCUGAGGUCUUUUAGGUAACCAUGGAUAAAAUAUUAUCUUAAAGUUUGAUGAAUCCCAAAAGUUUUGACAGAAACUGAAAGAGUUUUUCCUUAGAAAUCAGUUGCUGUUGAGAAGCCCACUUUAGAGUUAAAUCACAAAGCUUCUGUAAACACUGGUGAUCAUAGACGUUAAGUUUCAAGGUAACAGCCAAUUCAGAUGUUUUUACUCUCAGGUAGUGUACUUAUUUAUCCCAUGUUUGGAGUACAUGUUUCUGUUUCUAGGUCCUUUGAUAUUUAUAAUGUCCAUGCCAUAUAGGAUAGCUUGCAUAGAUUUCCUCAGUAGAGUCUGAUCUAGUUAACUUGUGAGGCAGUCAUAUGCCUGCAGAGCUGUUUGUGUGAGAGUUCAAGUAGCAAGCCUUUUGCAGCAUAUCACUACAGUAUGUAUGCUUUGGAUUUAAUUUCCUGGAAUAAAGGAAAACGUUUCUUUGG